AUGAACUCGGCUGAUGAGCUUCGUGCUCUAGGAAACAAAUAUUAUAGACAAGGAAGAUAUUUGGAAGCGAUAGAAGCAUAUUCGAAAGCAAUUGAAAGAAACCCGGGCAUUCCACAAUUCUAUACAAAUCGAGCAUUAUGUUAUAACUCGUUACGCGCUUGGGACAAAGCGAUUCACGAUUGUAAGCGAGCCAUUGAAUUGGACAGUUCUGUAGUAAAGGCUUUCUACUUCUGGGGACAAGCGGCUGUUCAACUAAGUCUAUUCGAUGAGGCGAUCAAAGUGUUAACAAGAGCUCAUGAUCUCGCGCAAUCACAACAAUUGAAUUUUGGUGACGAUAUAACGCGAGCAAUUCGAGAAGCAAGUCGCUCAAAGUUUAAGCUAGAAGAGAAGAAUCGACAACGAGAAGAGAACGAGCUGGAGGUUUAUUUGAUAAACCUUAUCGAGCAGGAUCUCGAGCGAAAACUUGAGCGUUUGGAGCUGAAAGAGCAAAAGGAAAACCAAGUGAUUCGAGAAGAUGACAAUGAAGAGGAAAUCCCUGUGAAAUCUAUUGAAGAUACUCAAGAAUUGAGGAAUGAAUCACAAAAGAGAAAAGAUCUUUUGCACAAUUUGUUUUCACAGAUUGAUGAUGAGAGAAAUGAGCGAGAUUUCCCUGAUUAUCUGUGCGGGAAGAUUUCACUCGAGAUUUUGAAAGAUCCAGUGAUCACUCCAUCAGGUAUCACCUAUGAUCGAACGGAUAUCAUCAAACAUUUGAACCAAGUCGGCCAUUUCGAUCCAGUCAGCCGCAUUCCACUCACAGAAAAAGAUCUCAUUCCGAAUUUAGCCAUGCGAGAGGUUUUGGAGCAUUUCUUAGCAACGAAUGAUUGGGCACGACAUGAGCUU
Messenger RNA from Mesorhabditis belari, 879 nucleotides. The record is from the annotation of a GenBank genome assembly. NCBI's taxonomy places the organism in Eukaryota, Metazoa, Nematoda, Chromadorea, Rhabditida, Rhabditidae.